AUGGAGAGACAGGAUAAGAAACCCUUUUACACAUUUCAUGAUAAACACUUUGGCAAGGCUACUAUAGAGAACUAUGUGUACACCAAGAAAUCCCAAGGCAACAGGGACAAAACAGUCAAUAGGUACAUACCCAACCAUAAGGUUCCAUUAACCGAGCAUGGACAUCACCAGGCUCGUGAAGCUGGAAAGGUUUUGAAAAGCAUUCUUAAAGAUGAUGAUACUGUCUGCUUCUACACCUCACCCUAUAUGAGGGCCAGACAGACCACCGUUGAUAUUAUCGAUGGCAUCAAGGAUACGGGCAUCAAGUAUAAAGUUUAUGAGGAGCCACGAAUGAGAGAGCAAGAUUUUGGAAACUUCCAGAGCACUUCAGACGAGAUGCAACAAAUGUGGGUAGAAAGAGCCAAAUACGGACAUUUCUUCUAUAGAAUCCCACAUGGUGAAAGCGCUGCAGAUGUCUAUGAUCGUUGUGCAUCAUUUAAUGCUUCUCUAUUUCGCCAGUUUAGUCAGGAUUCAUUUCCAUCUGUAUUGGUAUUGGUAACGCACGGAAUAUGGGCACGUGUUUUUCUUAUGAAGUGGUUCCGUUGGAAAGUCGAGUACUUUGAGGAUCUUCAGAACGUUCCUCAUUGCAGCUGGAUAGUGAUGCAGAAAAACGAGAAUGACCAACGUUAUACACUGAAGACCCAUAUGACCACAUGGAGUGAACUGAAAGAUCCACAGAGAAUAGAGAGAAUGAGAGAAGAUACAUCUGAAGAAUUGAAGUUCAAUUCAAAUGGAAGACUCAGCGAUAACGAAAUGAAUAGGGUGGUCGAUGCAACAGUAAAAGUCAAAGAGGAACAAGUAAGAAACGCAUUGGAGACCAGGAAAUUGUAUGAACAAUUUUGCGAAUGUAGUAAAAAUGGGUGUUCGAAUCAAGAGGAGGAUGGAUUGACAUAA
Messenger RNA from Brettanomyces nanus, 933 nucleotides. RefSeq lists its product as uncharacterized. The record is from RefSeq and is a predicted model, not a curated record. The coding region runs from base 1 to 933 and encodes 310 amino acids. The transcript is spliced from 2 exons. Gene Ontology annotation, molecular function: phosphatase activity. Lineage: Eukaryota; Fungi; Ascomycota; Pichiomycetes; Pichiales; Pichiaceae.